CCAAUCAAGGAAGAGAGUGUGGUACGCAGAGAAUGAGAAUGAGCUGAGGAGGGCUGAAACACACACAAAGGGUCCGGUUCUGCCACUUUACUGGCUUGGCCUGUGAGGAGGAGAUGCACAGCUAGGCUGGAGUACAUGUUGUUUGCUGUUGGAGCCAAGCAAGCUUGGACUUUACCUGAGGAUUUAAACAUCCGUAGGCUGUUGGCUGCUCCAGCUUUCCUCAACGCUGCACUUAUUCUUAAGAGUCCUCCUGAACUCUUAAGCUCUCUGCCAUGUCUGACAACAGAGGGAGCAGGAGUGGGGAAGGAGGGCCCAGCAAUGUGAAACCCAAUGUCAAACCACAGUAUGACCAGAAGUCCAAGAAUGAACAAGGGUCACAGGAGAAGUCAGGAAAAAGUUCUAAGCCUCUUCGGAGGAGCCGCAGCAGUGACUCGGAGCGCCGUGGCAGGCGGAGGGAACGAGAAAGGGAGCAUGGACAAAAGAGAGAGCGGGGUCGAAGUGAAGAAGGGCGACGUCGUGGCCGGGAAAGAAACAGCAAUGGCAAAGGUCACGAAAGGUAUCCAGAGGACAACCUGGAUGACACUGAGUGUCCUGUAUGCUUCUGCACUUACGACAAUGUCUUUAAAUCCCCUAAGCUUCUUGCCUGCGGUCAUACCUUCUGCCUGGAGUGCCUGGCACGAAUCAAUGUUUCCUCAGUGGAGAUCAAGACGAUCUCCUGCCCUGUGUGCCGCGAGCUGACUGAAAUACGCCAUGGUCGAGACCUCCCACAGCUGGGCAACAAUGAGGACAUUUUCCGCAAGCUGCCCCCUCAGAUGCAGAGGGCGCAGUCAGUGCGCUUUGAGCGCAGCAAGGGCAAACUCGUCCUCAAGAAACCUCCUCCAGGAAGCAGACCUAGCAAGAAGAGCCUACAUUUGCAAGGCUUCAAAAAGCAGAGGGAAGUGCAGCCAAGCCAAGAAUUGCCUGCCGGGAUCGCAGAGGAAGGUGCAGUUACCAUAAUCAAUGUGGGGAGACCCCCAAACAGAGUGAGAGGACGUGUGGGGCGGCUCUUCCAGUCCAACCACUGCUACUACGCUCUAGUUGGCUCCAUCAUAGUAGUAACAGUGGCUCUGAUGAUAGUGGGCAUUUUGAGCUUUGUGGCGAUGCCAAACCUGACAUUUGUUGGACGUCCACCUCAACAAGGAACCGAUUUCCACCCCAACCACACUGAUGGGUAGUGGGACAUGCAAACCACCAAAAGUGACUCUUAUACAUAAUCUUUACUUUUACAAGUCUAUGCUGGCCUUAAUUAUGCCUGAUCUGGUAUCCAUGUAAAUUCUACAGAACAAGGGAAGAACACCAUAAAGAAAGUUUUAUCAAACUACCUGGUCAUUAGCAAACUGAUAACUGAGCCAAGGCAAGUUCAGGGGUGAACCAAGCCAAACUAUUCAACAGUGGAUAACACUUAUCCUUCUGAGGAAAGACUAUUCAAAAGAAUGCCACAAUGCACUGCAGAUAAGACUGUGGACCUCUCAAUAUGCGGGAUCUUCUGUAAGAGUAUGAAGGAGGGACUUCAGGACAAAGUGAAAUCACAAAAGCCCUCUGAUAAACCUGGAGAGACCAAGAGCCAAGUUUUCAGAUAGAGAGGCGAAUUCACGUUUCAUACUGUUUAUAUGCACUGCAACUGUUUUGACAAAGAAGAAACAAUGCACCUUGUAACUUUAAAUUACAAACUUUGUAGUUUCUAUUUUCAUUGUAAAUUUAUCUGUACUGCUCAAAUGUAAAACAGCACUGCUUCAAUAAACUACCUGCUUUAUGUUUA
This is a messenger RNA of Astyanax mexicanus (Mexican tetra), 1798 nucleotides long. RefSeq names its product ring finger protein 183 (gene rnf183). NCBI's taxonomy places the organism in Eukaryota, Metazoa, Chordata, Actinopteri, Characiformes, Acestrorhamphidae. Gene Ontology annotation, molecular function: ubiquitin protein ligase activity. Bases 273 to 1214 code for a protein of 313 amino acids. The transcript has 2 exons. The record is from RefSeq and is a predicted model, not a curated record. Gene Ontology annotation, biological process: protein ubiquitination.